AGAUAUGUCCUAGAGAAAUGCCGAGAAUGACCCUGCUCGGCCAAGCCAUGCCAAAGUGCAUCGCUUUGUUCGCAUUGCUGGUGGGCAUUGCUGCCUCACUGGAUGAGACCCAGGCAUUUAUCGACUGCGCGGUGGACUCUGACAGUUGUGCAGAGAUGGAGGACAACACCUUGCAACUGAUACAGAUGAAGCGGCGCCUGCUUCCGGCAAAAGCCGAGAAGACACUCAUGAAAGGCGUGAGCUAUGGACCCUCGCCCUUCACAUCACCGGCGAAGAACAAGCACUAUGACUACUUUUGUGACUCUGCGGAGGCCAUGUGGGGCGACUCUGGUCGUGCAGAUCUCCGAGUCAUCAAAAGCCUGGGCGCAAAUACCGUGCGGCUCUAUGGCAACGACCCUCAGCUGUCGCACGAGAAGUUUUUGGACCACGCCUGGAGUUUAGGGCUCCACGUGAUCCCGGGCAUGGGAGACAAGGCCUUCGCCACUCCGCCAUGCAAAGGCAGCGGGGACUUCUCCUGCGCAGAGGGCGUCAAGAAGGCCUAUGCCCAGAACCUGGAGAAAGGCUUUCUCCAGGCCAACCGUAGCUACCACCCGGCCAUCAAGUACUUCAUUGUGGUGAACGAGCCCGAGCUGAAGCUCCCAUCGCUGUCCGAGCCGAAGAAGUUCGCCAGAGCGGUGGUCUCCGCCAUCGAUGGGGUCUUGGAGGCCGAAGAGGAGGCACAAGUGCAGGGGCCAAAGCCCAACCUCACGGUGACCUUCUCCUUCGCCUCCUGCGCCAUGUGCGAGCAGUUUCAGACGAAGCCCGGGCUUGGCCAGCUCUGGACCCUCUUCGACGCGCUGAGAAAUCCCGUUAAGUACGGAGUUACCACCCAGCGAAAUCUCACAGAUUUCUUCCGCACGCGGUUCACCUAUAGCUUUAACUCUGGCAACCCGGCGGAGGAAAUCGAGGACAUGUUUUUGGCGCAGUACCAGCAGCUCUUCCCCACCACGCCCAUCUUCGUCGCCGAGUACCAUGACCCCUACAAUAAAGAUACGCAGGCGGACCUGCAGAAGAUCCUGGAAAUUGCCCAGAGCUCGCCCUUGCUGCUGGGCGUCAGCUUCUUCGAGUUCCAGAACCGCUACGACCAAGCGGGGCACUUGGUCUGGGGUAUGUUCGACCCGCAGCAGGACAACUCCUCCAAGCUCCGGGUGGAGUUCCAGGAGUACUCAUCCUCAGUUCCCUGCCUUAGCCCCGUCUUCGACGGGAGCCGAACCAUUGCCGAGCAGCUCACAACGGCCUACGGGGGCCCGGGCAUCGAGCCGAAGCGCUUGUGCAUGCCCAACCCCCAGCAGGUGGUGGUGAGCAAGCACGGCUUCAGACAGAUGGUGGGGCUCCAGAACAUCACCUCCAUGCAGCAGUUCAUCGAGCGCGUGGUGGAGAAGCUAGGUGGCUUCGUGCCCUUCGUCGUGCCAAAGGAGUUUGCCGAGCUCUUCCUCCGGCCGGGCUCCAACUCGAACUACCACGACCUGGAAGAGCUACUCACGGCGCACCCCCAGUGGGCCAGGUGGGACACCUUUUCCGCGUGCACCGUGGACGCCCAUGCCCUCGAGUCCUCCCUUGGAGGAAAGAUCGGCUACGUGUGUGGGCUGGGCUAUGCGGACUGCUCUCAGAUGCCUCCGAGCUGCAAGGGGAGCGUCUGGAACGCGGCCUCCUGGACCUUUGGGAUGCACUUCAAGGAGCUGGUGUAUGCCCGAGAUUCGCCGCCCAAGCCUUUGCAGCAGUGCUACUUGGAUGGCUCCGCCCAGUUCGUGCGCUCGAGCAUCUGGAAGAAGUCGCCCUUGAAGCCCGAGUGUGUGGUGCCUUUGGGCUGGAGCGACCCCAACAAGGUCUUCAUCACCCAGCACGGCUUUCACCUCAUCUGGAGCGACCAGGACCCCACGGCCAUGAGGAUUUUCAUCCGCCGGACGGUGGAGCACACGGGCGGGGAGAUGCAAAACGGCCAAGUGCCGGAGGACUUCAUCCAGAAGAUGCUGGGCCUCGAGGGCAGCUUUCGACAGCUCCAGGCCGCGCUGCACACGCGCCCCUCCUGGGCCUACUGGGGUCCCAGCUCCGCCUGCGUGCCGGACAAGGCCGCCAAGGCACGGGAGGUAGGCGGCGCCAUCGGUGUGGUAUGCUCCAAGGGGAUUUUUGAUUGCAAGACUAUCCCUGAGAAGUGCAAAGGCAGCGUUUGGGACAACGCGGCCUACGUCUUCGGGUCCUACUACAAGGCCUUGAGAGAACGAGGUCAGCGCGCCGACCCGCUCUGGGAUUGCGAGUUUACUGGCCGCGCCGUCUUCGCCAGCCCCAAGCUAAUCGACUCCUUCAACCUCACCCAGGACUGCGUGGUGCAGGUGUCCACGAGGAACAACCAGAGCAAAUAGAGCUCGAGAAGGUCAGACCCUUGCCUAGCGACCUCGCCUGCUGUGUGACCAGAAACCACCCGGUUUCUUCGUUGGAGGGUCCCCGAUAUUUUUUCACA
This is a messenger RNA of Effrenium voratum, 2497 nucleotides long. The record is from the annotation of a GenBank genome assembly. Lineage: Eukaryota; Dinophyceae; Suessiales; Symbiodiniaceae.